AUGGGGAGAUUGGCGCCACUGGUGAUACGGUUGCUGGCCGUGUCACUGGUGGCGCUUGUCCUUGCCGAGCCCGGCAAUGGCGGCGACCAAUCAGUGGCCAAGGAGCGCCGCGACGCUGACGUCACCGCGGCCACCGCGCCCCCCGCGCCCCGCCGCCCCGGCAAACGCGAACGCAACCGCAAGCGCACCACUACCACUACUACCACAGUAGACCCAGACGACAAUGACGUAGCUGAUGCUACCACUACCACCACUACUACGACAGUAGAUCCUCGCGCCUUCGACCACAGCCAGAAGCGUCUGCGUGGCACCGCACCGCCGCUGGUCGGGCCGCAGCGUCGAUGGCCGGGGAAGCAGCAUAAGAGGCGCCGCCGCCGUACUACCACGACCACUACAACCCCACCAGACGGUGAUGGUGACAUGGAGCCUACCACAACUCUUGCCACCACCACAGUAGACCCAAGAAACUUAGACCACACUGAAGGAGGUAGCUGCCUAGUACCUCUUGGAAUGGAAAGUGGACUGAUUUCUAACGAGUCACUGUCGGCAAGCUCCAGCUAUGACCAAAGUGUCUCACCCCUCAGCUCACGCAUACGGACGGAGAUUAAAGGCGGCGCGUGGUGCCCUAACGGGUUGAUAUCGCCGCGGAGCCGCCAGUUCCUGGAGAUAGACCUUCAUGAUGAGUAUCUGAUCACCGGCACUGAGUCGCAGGGCAGGUUCGCCAACUCUGUGGGAGUGGAGUUCGUCGAGAGCUACUCAGUAGAGUACUGGCGCACCGCACUCAACCGCUGGGUCAAAUACAAAGAUUUCAACGGAAGCAGGCUUAUACCAGGCAAUGUUAACACAUACACGCCGAGAAAGUCGACACUUGAGGCACCAUUCGUGGCGUCGAAAGUACGGUUUUAUCCAUACGCAGCGCAUCCUCGGACGGCUUGCAUGAGAGUGGAACUAUACGGGUGCCGUUGGAAACAGGAUCUAGUUGCAUACUCGGCACCCAAAGGCGGGGACAUGCAGGCGAUGACCGGAGGCGCCCGGUUCGAGGACCUCGGCUACGACGGAACACUUCGGGAGGGCCGACUAAUUAAUGGACUCGGUCAGAUGACGGACUCCUUGGUUGGGCCCAAUGAUUUUGAACUGCCAGACCAGUUAGACACAAGAGGAUCGCGAUGGGUGGGGUGGAAUAAGACCAUGAUGGUUGACGAAGAAGUCACCCUCACCUUCAACUUCAGCGAGACUCGGUUGUUCUACCACAUUGACGUACAUACCAACAACAUGUUCACCAAAGAUGUGCAGUUGUUCAAAGAAGCAGAAGUGUACUUCUCACUAGAAGGAGAGCGUUGGCAAGAAGAUUAUGUCUCCCAUGAACCGAAGCAGGACAGAGUUUCCGAACACGCCCGAGUCGUGCACAUCGACCUGCAGAACCGCACGGCUAAACACAUCAUGGUGAAGCUCAGAUUCCAACACGAGUGGAUUCUCAUCAGCGAAAUAACCUUCAAAUCAAUUCCGACCUGGGUGAAUACAUCUGCGGAGUUUCUGGAAGAGUAUUAUAAGACAGAUACUCCGCCAUCUUCGAGGAAGAAAAGAAACUCAUCAUUACGGGUUUCGGUGGGACUUGCUUGUGGUGCUUUAGUGGGUGGUGGGGCGUUCAUUGCAGCCACAGUAGUCUUGCUGACGAAGAAGACCAGACGCAGAAUACCGAACAUGUUGAAGAAACCGUUCUGUCCGUCGCUGAGGCACGGCAGCUCGAGCUCGCGGAACAACCGCAGGGCUCCGAGGCUGGCGCUCGCCCUUGCUAACUGUCCACCCAUACAUAUGCUCAGGCCCGCGGUCGUCGACGAGGAUUACAGGGAGCCCUACAACAUUUGGAGGGAGACUCUCGGCCGCCGAGACAAACGCGAAGCGCACGACCAGCACGAGUACAACGAGAUCUGCGAGGACACGGAGUUCCCGCGCCCCUACAUGAUGAAACGACCCGAUCCACAUGAGAGCUUCUACGCCGCCACCGAUAUUAUACACCAUACGUACCCGGAAGAACGUGCGUGCCGUCGCGAGAAACCCGCCCCUGGCCUGUUCACAUCUAUCAAACUACCUGAAGCGGAGCCCCCAAACGGAGUGGCGCCCCUGCUGGAUUUCCCGCGGGGGCGCAUGCGACCUGUCACCUUCCUUGGCGAGGGCCCUCAUGGCAGUCUCCAGAUAUGCGAGACCGAUGGUAUCGAAGAGCUGAGCGACGAAGAAUCACCGACUGGAGGACGCCGCCGCCUCGUUGUUGUCAAGACUUUGUGGCGGGGCUGCCAUAACGAAGUGAAAGCGGCAUUUGCCCGCGAAGCUACAUGGGGCGCCGGCUUGAAGCACCCUCAACUAGCCAGAGUCCUAGGUUUGAGUCUGCUAGAACCGCCGUGUGCGGCCCUGGAUCGCGGAGAUGCCGCCCAUCUCCCCACAAUACUGCGACAGGAACGGAAAUUGAAUUAUUCGAGUUUGAUUCACAUAUGCUGUCAGAUAGCAGCCGGCAUGAAAUAUCUGGAAUCAUUCGAAUUAGUACACCGAGAUCUCGCAGCGAGGAACGUAACAGUGACUGAAGAUCUGCACGUGAAAGUGUCAGACUACGCGAUGUUCUGUGAGGAGUUCGUCAGCGACUACCACGUGAUGGCUGACGGGUCCCGACUUCCUCUGCGCUGGAUGGCUUGGGAGAGCCUGCUCAUGGGAAUGUGUUCACCGGCAAGCGACGUUUGGUCUUUCGGAGUUACAGUUUGGGAAGUCCUCACCUACUGCAUGGCUAAGCCGUUCGAAGAGAUGAAUGAUGACCAGGUUGUGGCCAACGCCAGUGAGUGGCGUAACGGAGGGCGUGGAGCACGCGUGCCCGCCGCUCCCCCGCCGCGCUGCCGCCGCGAGCUCUACGACCUGAUGCACGAGUGCUGGCGCCGCGAGCCCAUGCAGCGCCCCCGCUUCCACGACCUGCACCGCUUCCUCGAGCGCAUGACCCACGGCUACAAGCCCCCCAACAACCGCUAA
Messenger RNA from Helicoverpa zea (corn earworm), 3009 nucleotides. RefSeq names its product discoidin domain-containing receptor 2-like. Gene Ontology annotation, biological process: cell surface receptor protein tyrosine kinase signaling pathway; positive regulation of kinase activity; multicellular organism development. Gene Ontology annotation, cellular component: signaling receptor complex. The record is from RefSeq and is a predicted model, not a curated record. NCBI's taxonomy places the organism in Eukaryota, Metazoa, Arthropoda, Insecta, Lepidoptera, Noctuidae. The coding region runs from base 1 to 3009 and encodes 1002 amino acids. Gene Ontology annotation, molecular function: ATP binding; collagen binding; protein tyrosine kinase collagen receptor activity. The transcript is spliced from 18 exons.